Cladocopium goreaui is the source of this 3594-nucleotide messenger RNA. The record is from the annotation of a GenBank genome assembly. NCBI's taxonomy places the organism in Eukaryota, Dinophyceae, Suessiales, Symbiodiniaceae.
AUGAGAAAAGUAUAUGGAGUUACAGUUCAAAGGCUGAAAGAUAUCUAUGCCAAGAGGGAGCAAUGGAUCAAGCUUGUCAAAACCAACAAUCUAGGUACCAAUAGAGGAGCAAAGAGAGGGAAGAGGAGAAAAGUCAAAAAUGCAAAGAUAAGAUCUGCUGGAGGUGGGAGAAAAAGAGAGUAUCAGGAGCAGAUCAGCAAGCUGAAGGGAUGGCUCCAGCAAGAAAGGUCAUUUGGCCACAACAUCUCAAAAAGAGAGUUGUUAUCAGAAUUCUGCUGCUACUUGGUUCAGUAUGCCAAAGAUCUUCUGAGCCAAGCUGAUCAGAUGGCAGCAGCAGACAGCCCUUUGAUGCAGGCCAAGGUGAAGCUGAUGAGAAAGGAAGCAGAUGCAGCAAUGGAGAGGAAGAAGAAGUUGAUGAAUGGGAGCACUUCCUAUGGCAGGAACUAUACAGACAAGCUUAUAGAAUGGAUAGGAGCAUCCUACAUGCAGAAGGAGCUGUCACAUAAGCUGUCUGCCAUUGAGUCAAAAGCCAGGGCUCAGCUGACAUAUCAAGCAGCUGAUGAGGCAGCUUUGGAGGAAUCAGGGUUGGUUUCCAAUCCAGCAGAAGUGAUUGAGGCAAGGAAGAACCUUUGCAUCACUAUGUCUGAUCAAGUUCCCAUUUGGGGCAAAGCUGUGAGUCAGAAGAUCAUUUUUGCAGAGCAUGAGCUGGCAGGAUGCAGGUACCAAGAUGCAAAGAAUUUCAGCGAGAUCAGGGAGGAGAUGGCAGCAGUUCAAGCAAAAGUGAAAAACAAUGCAGCGCAGAUCAUCACAGCUUGUGAAGAUGUAGGCUUUAAAAAAAUUGCAGGCAUGAGGACAAUGUCAGCAAACAGCUAUGAUGAGAAGUACAGGCUGACAUAUGAAGCCAGACAGAAGAUUUACAACAUUGUUGGUGAAGGUCCCUUGACAGGGCAAGUUGCCAAAGGCUUGCUUGUCUUUGGAGGACAGCAUGCAAGAUUGAGCAAUGUAGAUGAGCAUUGCAAGUGGAUAGAGACAGAGGAGUUCCUGAUUGGAGACAAUCAGGUGAAGCAUGAGGCAGGCCAAGUCUGCAAAGUCAUGAAGCCCUUUGUGAAGCUCAGGAAUGAGUUUCCAGACCUCUUUGAGAAGAUCUCCAUCAUGACCCAGCCAGCAAGCAACUGUGAUGGAGUGUUGAUGAAGUGGAUUGCAAUGGAGCAAGCCAUGCAGGAGCCAGCAGGAAUAGCAAUCAAAGACUCAUUUGCUGCAAAUUUUGCAGCUGAGACAGCACAGGCAGAGCACAUUUGCAACAUAGCAUCAGCUCACAUCUUAGGCCACAUGACUGCCCAGUUGCAAGUCACAGACACAGACUUUGCACGAGCUUUUAAGCACAAGUUCAAGCAUGAGUUGGAUGCUAUGAGGAGGGAUUACAAGAAGGAGAAAGGCAAUGAGAAGGGAUUCAGCAUUGGCCAUGAGCAAAUCAUCAAAGCAGCAGUAUCCAGCCAAGACUACAUGGAGGAACUGAAUGAGAAGAACAAUUGGGUGGUGGAGGCAGCCAUCAGAAAUGGUUUAGUGGCAUACAGGUGCAGCCCAUCAGGUGAGUUGAAGAAGAUCACAGAUGAGGAGUGGGCAUGCAAGAUGGGAACCAAGAGGAUCCCAUCAGACUGGCUGGAGCCAAGGUACUCAUGGCUGCAGGAUGGAGUUCCAUCAAUACCAGAUUUCAGCCUGAGUCGAGAUGCAUCAUGCAUCACAGACCUCAUCAGCUGGAGCUAUGAUCAUCCAGUUCAGGCCGGAGAGGAGGAAGAGCAUCAAGUCCCAGCAGGAGAUGAGAAGGAACAUGCAGAGAAGGAGCAUGAAAGCAAGCAUGAGAUGGAGGCAGCAAAGGAGAAGUCAGAACUUGAUUUCACAGACAUCAGUGAUGAGAGAUGGUUGAGCAAGAAGCUGCUGUCCUCCAUGAGCAAGGAAGAAGCAUUAGGCCAAAUCAAGGCCAGAAGCAACAAAAAGAAAAGGAUUGGCAAGAGACUGUUGAAGAAGAGCAUCAAAGAAAAACCAUCAGCAAAGACAAAAGCGAGUUUGAAGAAUAAACCACCAGCAAAGGCCAAGCUUGUGAAGAAGAACAGCAUGAAGAAAGUUGGUGAUGGAGUUGGUAAAAAGCUUCUGGCCAGCAUGAAGAAAGAAAUGCAGCUUACAGAGCAUGCAGGUGAAGAGAAGCCACCAUUGCCACCACCAUCAGAACAUCCUUUGAUGGGCCUAGAGGUCAGAAUCACAGAUGAGCAGGCUGGGCCCAAAUCUUUUGGAAAGACAGGGACAUUGAGCAGCAUCAAUGAGCACAAGGCCACUGUCUUCACAGCCAGUGGCACCAUCAGCUGUGCCACAAACCACAUUGAGGAAGAAAGAGCAGAGUGGAAGAAGCCAGUGCAACAUAAGAACUUCAACUCCUUGAGCAGAGCAGUGAUGCAGAAGAUUUUGGAAGUCAUGGCUUGUUUCCCUCAGCCCUUUGUCGAGUACUCAUUGCAGUUGCAGCCCAUUGAAGCAGAUGGGUAUCUAGAAGAUGAGCAUUUAGUUGCAGCUUGGGAGUGGAUGAGAUACAGCUUGAAGAUUCCCUAUGAGGUUCAGAUGCUGGAUCCAGCUUUGGUAGCCAGAUUGAGCACCAAUUUGACCAGUGAGGAUGAGGAGACAUUUCAGCAUCUCCAGGCAAGCAUUUUGAGUUUUGCAUCAGGUGUGGAGAUCCUCCUUUGCCCAAUCCAGGGCCACAGUCCUGCACAUUGGACAUUGCUUGUGAAGGAUUCAUCAGGCUGGAGAUACUAUGAGACUUUGAGCAGCUUGCACAAAGAGUGCCAUCAGAGAGCAGUUGCUUUGAUCAGCUUGUUUGAUUCAGUGGAGAAAGAUCAAGUCCAGCUCCAGCGAUGCAAUCACAUCAAGCAAAAAAAUGCAGAUUGUGGCCUUUUUGUCAUUGCUUACAUGGAGCAGGAGGCAUGCAGAAGCACAUCAGGUCCAGCCAGCAGAGGCUGGCCAGACCACCUGCAGAGUGAUUGGAAGAUCAAGGUGCAGAAGCUUCAGAAGGCAUUGCAGACAGAGUUUGAUAAGCUGAUGAAGGCCAAGCAUGAGGCUGAGAAACAAGCAGCAUCUUUGAAAAAAAAGCAGGAAGAUGCACAUACCAAAGCAUCAGAGAGACUGAAGAAGUUGAAAGAUCACAAAAGUGCAGCAGCAUUAGAUGCCAUAGCCAACAUGACAAAGAAUUCCCAGUUUUUCAGAGUCAAGGAUUUAUCAGACCAUGCAGUUUAUCAGAUUCAGCGUGCAGAUGAGAAGCUGACAUUAUGUGGAAGCUGCAGGUAUCAAACUGGUUGCUUGAGGUGUGAUGCAGCCAAAGCCCUCAGCUACCACAUCAGAAAUGAAGCUCAGAAGGCCAAUAAAGUGCCAAAGUGGGAAGGACCAGGGCUGAAGGGGAUGGUGCGUUUUUUCUGCAUGUUUUUUUCUGAAUUUUUGGUGCUAGGAGGGAUGUUGUUGGUUGUGGUGGUGGUGGUGGUGGUGGUGGUGCUGCAGCUGCUGCUGCUGCUGCUUGCUCAAGUGGAAGCAUCAGGAGAAGAGAAGGAAGAGGACUAA